Messenger RNA from Blepharisma stoltei, 2187 nucleotides. The record is from the annotation of a GenBank genome assembly. Lineage: Eukaryota; Ciliophora; Heterotrichea; Heterotrichida; Blepharismidae.
AUGGAUUAUAGCCUAGAUGAAAGCUCAAUAGAAGUUCUCAAAAAAGUGUUUGCAUGGAGCGAUUUUGACGGUGACGGCUUAGUUAGGUAAAAGCUACUCAGUCGCGAAGAUUUGAAGAUGUCAAGCGGUCUUGAAAAAGAUGAAGAAGUCGAAGCUUUAUUUUUUGCUUUAAAAGAAUCAUCUGGCUGCAGUAAAUUUAGUAGCAGCAUCACUUUUGAAGAAUUCUGAGCUUCAUGAACUUUUUUGCACAGAAAAAUGUCAAUUCAGGCAUUUUCUGUGAAAUAUUUUAUGGAGAUUUUAGCUCAAAAAAGCUUAUUAGUUUUGUGAUAUAAUGUAUAAAGGAAAAAGAUGCUGGGUAAAAUUUUUAACCAAAAGAUCCGCUACAAAUUCUGCAAAGGAAUUAUUGAUCUUCCUUUCAUACUUGAAAUAGAAAUAAAAUGGUGAUGUAACAGAAAUUGGUACUCUUUAUGGAGCAGGUAGGACAUCUUGAUUUAGCGGAAAUAGUUUCUAUGUUUUUUUUUGAGUAGGUCUUCAGGCUUGGGGAACCCUUACUGAAAGGAGAAGUUUUAUUUCUCUCUCCGAGGUUUUCCUGUCCCUGACAGAUGUGCGAGACAAGUUUUGCCUACCUAUAGCCUUUUCUCAUCAAGACCAUCAGGGGCACCUCAUAGGAGAUGUCUCUGCCUCGGGAGCUAUUCCUUAAGCAUGCAGUUCAGGUCAGAAAUCGAGGGUUUAAACCCCUUUAACCAAGAUGAGCAACACCUAUUCAGCUUUCUUGCAUAUGUCUAGCAUAAUCUUAACUUUGACUUUCAUGCUUGAGCAAUUUAAACAAGAUUUUGAGGCCACCCCAAAACAUUUCAAACCCUUAUAUGACGAAAGCAGCUUCGAAUCCUACGAUUUUAAUCGGCAAAUGAAAGACGACUGCUGCUACAAAAUUUCUGAAGGCGCAGGCCUAGAUACCAUGCUAUUUUUCUUUGACGGCCUCCAAGACACAAUUUUUAAUUUCAAUAAAGCGUUAAGGGGGUCCUUUUCUCCUUCCUCAGAAAAAACUGCUGACGAUUUGCUUGAUAUUUUGUCUGCUAUGAUAAAUCGGCUCCAAAACAAGGCUCAGCGUGAUAAUUUAUCCUUGCUAGAAGACGUAUCAUCAGGCUGUGCAAGACUUUUUAGACUGAUGAAAGAAGUAAUCCAAUAUUACGCUGACUCUAUGAAAGAGCUGAAAAAUAGGCUAAAUGAGUCAUUGCUUGUGAAUGAUUCUUUUAAACAGAGAUGCAAUAGACUUGAAGAGUCAAAUAAUAUGCCAUUUUUAAUGAGAAAAAAUAUUUUUCGUUAGCUUAUUUUAUAUAAAAAUAGGAUAAUAUUAAUGAAUAGCAGCUUCUAUUUAUUAUUUAUAUGUAUAAAUUAAUUAAGCAGCUUGGCAGAUUAGAGCAUGAAACCAAAGAAACAAGAAUCGCCCAUAGUGAAGCUUUAGCUCAGCAACAAAUGCUUCAAUACCAGCUUAAAAAAGCUGAAAAUUCUGAAGUUGACGCUUUAAACCAAAUAUCCUCAAUCCAAGAAACCAUUAUUAUCAAAGAAGACGCAAUUGCACAGCUAGAAAAAGAAGUGAGAAGGCUUAACAGUAUAAAAAAAAUCCAAGAAAUGAGAGGGACUUUAGGAAGGACUCCACAAGACAUCAAAAGAAUCCAAGUCCAAAAGCAAGAAAACAGGCAAAGUGUCCCAACUUCUUUUAGAUUUAUAGACUCUGAAGUAAACGGAAGAGCUACCUCAGGUGAAACAAUUUUAGAUUUUAGGAUUCAAGCUUUGUCUCACCAAUUGAAAAUUAAAGAAGAAAUUAUUCAGAAAAAUGAGCAGGAAAUUAAAAAAGCAAAUGCUAAUGAAACGGUUAUGAUGCAGGAAAUUGGGCAUUUAAAAGCACAAGUUUCGAAUUUGUUGAUAAGGUUAAAAGAAGAACAGCUGAAUAAUCAGCUUUAUAAAAUAACAGAAGAAGGGGAAGCAGUUAUGAGUGAUAGGAGUCUGUUUGAAGAAAUUGCGGUGCUUGAAGCUAGGAGUGAUAGUGUAAAAGAGGGGAAAAAUAAGAAAGUGGCUGCUUUUGAUAGGAGUACACAAACACAAUUUAAUAGUGAAAUGGAGAUUAUUGGCAGGAAUAGGAAUCAGAAAACUGAUAAAAGGUCAGAUUGUUGGCUGUGUUUUUAA